Molecule: messenger RNA, 1562 nt
Organism: Epinephelus fuscoguttatus (brown-marbled grouper)
Lineage: Eukaryota; Metazoa; Chordata; Actinopteri; Perciformes; Serranidae
Product: LIM homeobox transcription factor 1-beta-like
Exons: 8
Coding region: 13-1203 (396 amino acids)
Biological process (GO): regulation of transcription by RNA polymerase II; neuron differentiation
Cellular component (GO): nucleus
Molecular function (GO): DNA-binding transcription factor activity, RNA polymerase II-specific; RNA polymerase II transcription regulatory region sequence-specific DNA binding
Source: RefSeq, a predicted model, not a curated record
AACUGUUUAAAGAUGCUCAACGACAUUAAACUAGAGGAUCGUCUGCGGACCGAUUCGGGCUUUCUGAAUGUCUUGAUCGACGGUGACUCUCUCCAGCAGGCCGUGUGUGAGGGCUGCACGCGGAUCAUCUCAGAUCGCUUCCUGAUGCGGGUCAACGAGGCGUCCUGGCACGAAGAGUGCCUGCAGUGUGCCGCAUGCCAGCAGCCGCUGACCGCCACCUGCUACUUAAGAGACACAAGAGUGUACUGCAAGGCCGACUACCAGCAGUUGUUUGCCACCAAGUGCACUAUGUGUCUGGAGAAGAUAGCACCCACAGAGUUUGUAAUGCGAGCUCUGCAGAGUGUUUACCAUCUCAGCUGCUUCUGCUGCUGCAUCUGCAAACGCCAGCUUUGCAAAGGAGACAAGUUUGUUCUGAAAGAAGGUCAGCUGCUGUGCAAGAGUGACUAUGAGAGGGAGAGGGACCUGCUCAGCACAGUCAGUCCAGACAACUCAGAGUCAGAUAAGAGUGAGGAUGAGGAUCUGGAUGUGAAGUCAGAGAAGUGCCCUGCAGCAGGGAAAGGCAGCAAUGACAGCAAGGACCCUCACCGACCCAAACGACCACGCACCAUCCUCACCACCCAGCAGAGGAGAGCUUUUAAGGCCUCCUUUGAGGUCUCCGCCAAACCCUGCAGAAAGGUGAGAGAGACCCUGGCUACAGAGACAGGACUCAGUGUACGUGUGGUCCAGGUCUGGUUCCAAAACCAGAGAGCAAAGAUAAAGAAGUUAGCCCGCAGACAACAGCAACAGCAAGAGCAACACAAAAGGCAAAGGCUAAGCCAAGAGAUGAUAUCAGGUUAUAUGGAGGGUCUGCUCAGCUCCUGCCCAGGGCAUUUACCUCCAAACCAACAGCAGCACUUGGUGACCAUGGAACACAAGGGCUACAACACUGACCCCUUCCAGCAGGACCUCACCCCACCACAGAUGCCUGGUGACCACAUGAACCCCUACGGCGCUGACUCCAUCUUCCACGACAUUGACAGAGACACCUCUCUGACAAGUCUUAGUGACUGCUUCAUGAACACACCAGAUGUAGGCAACCUGAAGGCUCAGGCAGGGAACCCUAUUGACUGCCUGUACUCCAUGCAGACUUCCUACUUUGCCUCUACAGACACCAUCACCACUGUUGGUACCACCCAACCCACCACACCACAUCCCAGGUCAUGAACAGUGAGUGCAUAACAGUGCACACACAAGACACAUAUGUUACAGAAUUGUCCUGCAAGACAUGAAUCAAUAAGCAGGUAAAUGUGACCACAGGACAGAAUCCACCAAAUUGCCUGACUGACCUCCACCAGCCAAAGAAAAGAGAAAACUUGAAAGUCAAACUGUACAUGCCACCUGCUGUCUGAAUGGAGGUUUGAAGCAGUACAUUUGCCUUUUCAACUGGGUUCAUUUUGUUGGCGAGAUAGCCAGCACUUUUACACAGACAUCACAAUGGAAGUGUUUAGUGGUAUGAAAAGUUGAACUUAAGUUUAAGCCAGAGAUCUAUUGGAAAUAUAGUCAGAAUCAGUUAGUCAGUUUAA